Messenger RNA from Laccaria bicolor S238N-H82, 1401 nucleotides. RefSeq lists its product as uncharacterized. The record is from RefSeq and is a predicted model, not a curated record. The transcript has 7 exons. Lineage: Eukaryota; Fungi; Basidiomycota; Agaricomycetes; Agaricales; Hydnangiaceae. The coding region runs from base 1 to 1401 and encodes 466 amino acids.
AUGAAUGAAAAGAAGAAGUGCCACUUUUUUUUGCUGGUCAUCCGCUCCCAUUACACACUCGAACACAUGUCUUUUUCAAUUGCAACAAGCUCCAUCUCUUCUGGCACCGCUACCACAUCACGACUUCAGCGUGACUGUACUGCGUUGAUGUAUGACAGCAUGACUACGGAUGAAUUGAAAGAGGCUCUUCGAGAUGCGCACAGAGAAAUCAAUGAUGCACAGCGCAUUAUCUCUGAGCUCAAGCUGGAGCUAGCCACUGCCAAAGUGAAGAAAGGCGGCCAAAAGGUAGGAGCAUCGGAAGAGUUGUUGAGUGCGGAUCAAGAGAUUGCCAAGCUCACCCGGAUAUACAUGCUUUUCCAUCAACCCUGGGUCCGCGCCGACGAUUUCCGCAAUCCAAAACCAUCAUUUGAAUCAAAUAGCACUGAAAGAUUUUCAAGCGACGAUAACCUGAAGCUUGGUGCGACCAUGGAACUGUAUGAUUGCGUUCCCGAGCGCCUACAUGAUUAUAUGCAAAGUCACAGCGACUUUGCGACAAAGUUCAUGAAAGAAUUGUCUUCUAGCCGUUCAAGCAUCAUCGAUCGCCUGUGCAAAAAUGCUGCCACAAUUUUCGGCCUUACUCCUGACAUUUUCUUGCGUAAAUUCAAUCGCUCAACCAACUCGACCAUCAAUACCUUGCUUGGGUACAAUGCGAGCGGCAAGACAGUGACCACACGUUACCCACGCUUGCCACCUUUUUUCUUCGAAAACUCAGACGCUUCGGAUACAACACUCCUCUUCCGCAGUGAAUACUUGCUCAAGGUGGCGCUUUUAAUUAUCUACGGGCCGAGUGCGAUAUUUGGUGAUGCACUGCCGAUCCUGCGGUCAAACAGCCCUUACGCUUCUCGUUCAGAGUCUGGAACUACAGCUGGCCUAAUUUGUUGUGUCGCAACCCUGGCUCACUUCAUUAUGUCAACGGAUACUGAACUCACAGGAACGGGGGUUGGCAAUGUGACUGGGAUCGGUUAUUUUGCCGACUUUGACGCAUACAAAAAGAUCUUGACACUUUCACGGGAAUCUUCCAUUCAGCCUCCAGCGCGCCGAACAUCGGGGAAUCGGAUUCAUCCCGCUCCUGUGGCUCCACCCCCCGUUUCCAGUCCCUCCAUCACGUCCAUUUUAAACACUGGGGCGACAGCGUUUGAUUCCCAAGGGACGGACUCGGAAAAUCUCGAAGCUGUGCAAGGUCCAGGGGAUAAUUUGACAGAGCCCGUCAAACCGCUGCCACGCCGCGCCGCCAACAGGCGACAGGUUGCUGCAGCUGCACCUAGCUCCAUCAAUUCCACCGAACCUGUCAUUCCGAUCGCUGCUGAACAGCCUCAGAAGCGCACCACCCGUGGAAAGAAAGGAACGACGAAGCGCCGUUGA